GCGUGGACACGGUGAUGCGUGAUCGGCGCGCCGAUGCCCUCUGGCGCCAAGCAGCUGUGCUGAGCAUGACCUCGGGUCACUCAGCGCUGGAUUGCAGCUCACAGAGCUUGUGGCUGGGCAUCACGGUGGAUGGCAUGGACAUCAGCAAGUCUAAGGUGCCCUUGAACGUCUGCAAGUCCAAGGAGUUCCAGGCCAUGCAUCGCCCAGAGUUGAAGCUUACGCUGGCGGUGGUGGAUGGGCAGGUAGAGCGGUUCUUCCUCAGCGACCCCACAGUCGGCGCAACUGCCAACAAGGACCUCACCAUCAUCACCCACUGCAUUGAGGCUGCCUUGCAAGAAACGCAGAAGCGCGGCGUGGCCUUCCCAAGGAACUGCCGUGUGCGUGCAGACAACGCAUCUGCUGAGACGAAAAAUCAGACGUCGUUCAAGUAUGGCGCCUUCCUCGUCUUCUGCGACAUCUUUGAUGACUUC
Messenger RNA from Effrenium voratum, 470 nucleotides. The record is from the annotation of a GenBank genome assembly. NCBI's taxonomy places the organism in Eukaryota, Dinophyceae, Suessiales, Symbiodiniaceae.